AUCUAUGGUGCACUAUGGCGAAAUUUAACAUAUGCACGCGCACGUGUAACAUAUUUUGUACGCGAUCGCGUUGUUCUUUGACAUUUCUGCCAUUAUAAUGAUGUAACAAGACCUCGCUCCAUCUUUCUCUCUCUUUCUCUCUAUUUCUCUCUCUCUUUCUCUCUCUCUCUUUUCUCUCGGACGACCGCUUUCUAAGUUUUAAAUUAUUUUCAACGAUUCUUUGCGGAUUAAAAAAUGAGCACGAUUCUGGAGAAAAUCACCUCUAUCGAGGCUGAGAUGGCUCGGACUCAAAAGAACAAGGCGACUUCUGGGCAUUUGGGUCUGCUGAAGGCGAAAUUAGCCAAACUCAGACGCGAGUUGAUCACUCCGAAGGGAGGUGGUGGGGGCGGCGAACAGGGUUUUGAAGUUGCCAAGACCGGUGACGCACGCAUUGGCUUCGUCGGCUUUCCAUCUGUUGGAAAAUCUACCUUGCUAAGUACUUUGGCUGGUGUAUAUUCUGAGGUGGCUGAAUAUGAAUUCACAACGCUUACAACAGUUCCUGGAUGUAUAAAAUACAAAGGUGCAAAGAUACAGCUGUUAGAUCUUCCAGGUAUUAUAGAGGGUGCAAAGGAUGGUAAGGGACGCGGACGACAGGUCAUAGCUGUGGCGCGAACCUGCAGCCUAAUUUUUAUUGUUCUGGAUGUGCUCAAGCCGCUCGGUCACAAACGAUUAAUCGAACACGAACUGGAAGGUUUUGGACUGCGACUGAACAAGCAGCCACCGAAUAUAACUUUUAAGAAGAAAGACAAGGGUGGUAUCAAUCUGCAGACCUUGUGCGCACAAUCCGAGCUCGAUUUCGAUACGGUGAAGAUGAUCCUGUCGGAGUACAAAAUCAGUAAUGCAGACAUCACACUGAGGUACGACGCUACCUCCGACGAUCUGAUCGACGUUAUAGAAGGAAAUCGCGUUUACAUCCCUUGUAUUUACCUAUUGAAUAAAAUAGAUCAAAUAAGUAUAGAGGAACUGGACAUUAUUUAUAAGAUUCCACACUGUGUACCGAUCUCUGCACAUCACAAGUGGAAUUUCGAUGAUCUACUGGAAAAAAUGUGGGAUUAUUUGCAACUCGUUAGAAUUUACACCAAGCCGAAAGGACAACUCCCAGAUUAUAACGCGCCUGUGGUGUUAAACACGGAAAAGCGAACGGUCGAAGAUUUUUGUAAUAAGCUUCACAGGUCGAUCGCGAAAGAAUUCAAGUAUGCAUUGGUGUGGGGUUCAUCGGUGAAGCACCAACCACAGAAGGUGGGGAAAGAUCAUCUUCUUUGUGACGAAGAUGUUGUGCAGAUCGUAAAAAAAGUGUGAUCUUAUCGUGUGCGUCAUUGUAUGACUAUUUCUCGGCAGCGCAGGAAAAGAAUAAGAUUUAUUAAUGAGAAUAAUGUGAAAUUUAUAAUUAAAUUGAUAAGUAACAUACACACGUAUACAUCCCUUUUGUAAUUCUCGUAAAGUUCUCGUAAGUUCUCGUAAAAAGCAACGAGUCUAAUCGUGAUUUCGCUGAAUGAAUCUAACCAAAAUUCCUUUUUCCUAUUUUUGAUUAGAGAACCUACACUAGAAACUGAACAUCUUAAAGGUCAUCACGCAUGCACGCGCACACACACACACA
This is a messenger RNA of Harpegnathos saltator (Jerdon's jumping ant), 1636 nucleotides long. RefSeq names its product GTP-binding protein 128up (gene 128up). The transcript has 8 exons. The coding region runs from base 235 to 1338 and encodes 367 amino acids. Gene Ontology annotation, molecular function: GTPase activity; GTP binding. The record is from RefSeq and is a predicted model, not a curated record. NCBI's taxonomy places the organism in Eukaryota, Metazoa, Arthropoda, Insecta, Hymenoptera, Formicidae.